Molecule: messenger RNA, 1404 nt
Organism: Bacillus rossius redtenbacheri
Lineage: Eukaryota; Metazoa; Arthropoda; Insecta; Phasmatodea; Bacillidae
Product: keratin-associated protein 10-6-like
Exons: 3
Coding region: 1-1404 (467 amino acids)
Cellular component (GO): keratin filament
Source: RefSeq, a predicted model, not a curated record
AUGGCCCGCAUCGCAGGCAAUUGGCAGAAUGUGACGGGCGAGAAGAAUGGGAGCAGUUUAUCAAGAUCCUGCACGCCCGCGCUGCCGUCCGUAAUUGUCGAUCCAGGCAAGGACUCCGUCCGUCACCUGUCCGUCUGCAGUUCUUCCAUCUGUCACCCGUCCGUCUGCAGUCCUUCCUUCCGUCACUCGUCCGUCUGCAGUCCGUCCAUCUGUCACCCGUCCGUCUGCAGUCCGUCCAUCUGUCACCCGUCCGUCUGCAGUCCAUCCUUCCGUCACUCGUCCGUGUGCAGUCCGUCCAUAUGUCACCUGUCCGUCUGCAGUCCGUCCUUCUGUCACCCGUCCGUCUGCAGUCCGUCCAUCUGUCACCCGUCCGUCUGCAGUCCGUCCAUCUGUCACCCGUCCGUCUGCAGUCCAUCCUUCCGUCACUCGUCCGUCUGCAGUCCGUCCAUAUGUCACCUGUCCGUCUGCAGUCCGUCCAUCUGUCACCCGUCCGUCUGCAGUCCAUCCUUCCGUCACUCGUCCGUGUGCAGUCCGUCCAUAUGUCACCUGUCCGUCUGCAGUCCGUCCUUCUGUCACCCGUCCGUCUGCAGUCCGUCCAUCUGUCACCCGUCCGUCUGCAGUCCAUCCUUCCGUCACUCGUCCGUGUGCAGUCCGUCCAUAUGUCACCUGUCCGUCUGCAGUCCGUCCUUCUGUCACUCGUCCGUCUGCAGUCCGUCCAUCUGUCACCCGUCCGUCUGCAGUUCUUCCAUCUGUCACCUGUCCGUCUGCAGUCCGUCCUUCUGUCACUCGUCCGUCUGCAGUCCGUCCAUCUGUCACCCGUCCGUCUGCAGUUCUUCCAUCUGUCACCUGUCCGUCUGCAGUCCGUCCAUCUGUCACCCGUCCGUCUGCAGUCCAUCCUUCCGUCACUCGUCCGUGUGCAGUCCGUCCAUAUGUCACCUGUCCGUCUGCAGUCCGUCCUUCUGUCACCCGUCCGUCUGCAGUCCGUCCAUCUGUCACCCGUCCGUCUGCAGUCCAUCCUUCCGUCACUCGUCCGUGUGCAGUCCGUCCAUAUGUCACCUGUCCGUCUGCAGUCCGUCCUUCUGUCACUCGUCCGUCUGCAGUCCGUCCAUCUGUCACCCGUCCGUCUGCAGUUCUUCCAUCUGUCACCUGUCCGUCUGCAGUCCGUCCUUCUGUCACUCGUCCGUCUGCAGUCCGUCCAUCUGUCACCCGUCCGUCUGCAGUUCUUCCAUCUGUCACCUGUCCGUCUGCAGUCCGUCCAUCUGUCACCUCGGCAAAUCCUCGGGCAGUGAAGUGAAGAGGGUGAGUGACCCCUUGGUGAGCGAUAGUGGACGGCGAGCGGCGGACUUCGUGUGCGUCGAGGACCGAAGCAUCCGGGACUGUGCUGCGUGUGCAAUGGACGAGUGA